AUGGAUGCUUGGAAAGGUCUUCAAAUUGAGGAGGAUGUCCUGGAAUCAUUCUUGAAAAAAUGUGAUAGUUCAUCAUCAUUGAUUCCUGGUCCGGUUGGGAAUGUGCAGGCAGCUAUUAUGAAUAGGAUAAGUAAUGACACCCGUACUACCCAACAAUUUGCUGAGGAAGUUGCAAAAGCAACUUAUGAAAGAGAUUUCAAUUCAAAUCCAUGGAAAUGGGCUGAGAUGUACAUCGAACACCAUGAUAUUGUGACAGAUGGUGAUAUUAAUAAUGUGAACCAACUACAUACAGCAAAAUCGGUGUCAACCCUUCACCUUGUUGCUUGUAUUGUUAAGGAGUGUCACCCAAAUGGAUUGGGUGAUAUGAAACUGACUCUAAAGGACCCUACUGCGACUACGAAGGCGUCCUUACAUAACAAAGUUCUUAAAGAUCCAAAUUUUGGUCAACAUAUCGGUGUUGGUUGCGUUAUGAUACUUAACAAUGUUCGUACAUUCAGUGUUUUUCCCCCAAACUGUUACCUUAACAUAGUACUUCCAAAUGUAAUCAAAGUCUUUGCCGCUGACAUAUGUCCUCCCACUAAAGAACUCGUCAUGGAGACACAGAAACCAGUCAUUCGACCCCUUGUACUUGAAGAACCAAAUAUUGCUGAAAUUAUGCGAAAAUUAAGAAAACCUCAUCAUCUACAACCAUCUACAUCGAAAGUGAAUUUGAAUCCUUUAAGGUCCUUCGUACUAAUGUUUACUAUAUUUGAUACUUUUAAAUUGGAAGACUGUAAUAAGUAUUUUGGAUGA
Molecule: messenger RNA, 792 nt
Organism: Vigna radiata var. radiata (mung bean)
Lineage: Eukaryota; Viridiplantae; Streptophyta; Magnoliopsida; Fabales; Fabaceae
Exons: 5
Coding region: 1-792 (263 amino acids)
Biological process (GO): recombinational repair
Source: RefSeq, a predicted model, not a curated record